AUGGCACCUCGCAGAGUUUACAACAAUACUAACGGCGGUCGCGUCGUAACCCUUGGUGGCGGUGGUGGUUUGAAUGAAAGAUUCAGCAACUUGGACAAAUCCAAGCAGCAGCAACCGGAACCACCACGCGGCAACGUGUUCUCCCGUAUCCGUGGAGCCCCUAUCAACAACAAUAACAUCAGAUCUGCUCGACGAAACACCUCCAACAUUCAAAACCGACUCAGCAAGCCUGUCAGUGCUGGCAUUCGCAAGCGAAGUGGCCCUACACCGAUGCAAGGAGUCGCACAAGUAGGUGGUCGUGGCUCUAAUCAGCGCAACACCAACGUGGUAUCCCGAAGACGUGAUGGUCGUAACACAACCCCCCGCCGUGGUCAACAGCAACAACGAGGAAGCAGCACUCGCGGAGCACCCAACAAGCAGCAGCAGCAACAACAACGUGGUGGCGGUAGUGGUCGUGGUGCUGCUGGUGGUGGCCGUGGUCGAAGCAACGACAAGAGUCGAAAGCCUGUCUCAGCCCAAGAUCUGGACAAAUCUUUGGACGACUACAUGAUGAAGGACUCCAAGACCGCACAAUCCAGACUCGACGCUGAACUCAACUCUUACAUGGAUGAGGGUGGUGACGUCCUCAUGGACCUGUAA
Messenger RNA from Zychaea mexicana, 639 nucleotides. RefSeq lists its product as uncharacterized. The record is from RefSeq and is a predicted model, not a curated record. The transcript is spliced from 2 exons. Lineage: Eukaryota; Fungi; Mucoromycota; Mucoromycetes; Mucorales; Lichtheimiaceae. The coding region runs from base 1 to 639 and encodes 212 amino acids.